Molecule: messenger RNA, 849 nt
Organism: Parnassius mnemosyne (clouded apollo)
Lineage: Eukaryota; Metazoa; Arthropoda; Insecta; Lepidoptera; Papilionidae
Source: the annotation of a GenBank genome assembly
AUGGCAUCAUCACGUAUUCAGGCUACUGCACGUCAGAUAUCGAAGGCAUUUAAAAAGAAAAGCAGAUUUGAAAUUGGUAUUGCGUCUGAGCUACCUCAAGCUUAUAAGAAAUUUUGGCGUGAAUGGAAAGUCCUCAAGCCUGCUGCGGUGCAUUUCAUUCCGCAGGAGAGCAAGUGGAAACGCGACGAGUUGACUGGUGAAACAUUACCCGUACAAAAUAUACCUAUUCCUUUGAAACAUCCUGCCGAAAUUCACGAGGGUAUAUGGGGUGGUGAAGCUGUGAUUAAAGGUUUUCAAAAGCGUGAUCCAAGAAGGCGCAGAGUACCUCACUAUUGGGUGCCUGUGCUGAAGCGUACUGUUGUGCGAUCAGAAGUUCUGAACACCCAUCUAUCUGUCACAGUAACAGAUAGAACUAUUAACUUAAUCAAUGACCAUUAUGGUUUCGAUCACUAUUUGCUUAAGACUCCUGCCUGUGACCUUGUAUCAAUGCUUGCAUUGAAACUGAAGAAACAAAUUCUAAUAGAAUUAAUGAAUGGAUGUCCAAGAUAUUCACAUAAUCCAAAGAAACAAAAGGAAAUUUAUGAUGAGUAUAAAACCUAUUUAUCUUCAUAUACACCUGAAGAAAUAGAAUGGUAUGGAUUAACUUGGUACGAAGCUCUAUCGAAAGUUGCCAAACUAAAGGAAGCUGAAAACAAACCAGUACCUUUAAAAAAUAUAUAUCGAAAAAAUUUAGUGGAGAAAUUAAAAGCAGCAGAAACAGAAGAUAAGAGUAAUGCUGCUGAUGAAAUAUCGGCCACCACUUCUUGGUUAUCUAAAAUGAAUCCUUUCGGCAAAAAGGACGAAGCUUAG